AUGGAAGGACUUGGGGUCUACGCGUCUAGCGAUGACGAGUUAGCACCGUCGCCGCGCUCUACUGAUACAUCAAAUUUAUCACUACCUUUCGUCAACUCAGCGCCAUUUGUGGCUAUAACAGACAGUGAAGAACAAAGAAACAAGACGGCGUUUAUGAUUGCUGCUUCUCAGACCCAAUUAACUGUUAAUCUCCCCAUAGACACAACGUUAGCUCCAUUUGUGGGACCUCAUGGUGGAAAUUCAACGAAUUUAGCGUUGAUGAAUCCUCUUCGUGUCGGCAGUGGUAAGGAGAUAGUUACGGGCGUUGUAGAACACGCAGAGAUGGAGGACUACACAUUUGAAGCACAAUAUCAUACUCACAAUCAGACUAUUAGUCAAAAUCCAAGUCGUCAUCGAGUUAAAGGAGCUCCUCCACCUCCUCCUACUCUUCCUGGAGAGAUAAUACCUGACACAAUUGUCGCUUCAGGUGAGGAAGACGUAUUUACAAGACGCAAUGCCAAGAGAAAGAACCAGACAAGUUUAAAAGCACGAGCUUUAGCUGAAAAUGUAGGCGACGAAAAUGUUACUGGUGUAUGGGCUCCAUAUAAAGAGAAGGGUAUUUUCCUGACCGAUGCCGAAAAAGGUACAAUGAACGAACAGCAAAAGAUGUUGCAAGAGGAACACGAAGUGAAGCGUCGCAAGACUGAAGGGAAAACGGAAAUGGAUGAAGAAAUGGAUUUUGAUAGGAUGGUUGAGAAGAAGUUAUCCCAUUUAUUACCAGCAAGACUUAAGGCUGGACAGACAGCACUAGAAGGAAAAUCGACGUUCUUGGGAGACAACGAGUACGACUACCAAGGACGUGCGUGGGUGGAACCUCCGCGUACACUUAAACCGGACGAUGGUGAUCAUCAAGUGUUUUUACCUAAAAAAUGUAUACACAAGUGGAUGGGACAUACCAAGGGUGUACAAGCUAUCGAAUUGUUCCCAAAGUAUGGACAUUUGCUGCUUUCCGGUAGUAUGGACAACACUGUUCGAAUUUGGGAUGUUUAUAAUGAACGUAAAUGUCAGCGUAUCUAUGAAGGUCAUUCAGGAGCUGUGCGAGGUAUCAACUUUAGUACCGACGGCAAACAAUUUUUAAGUUGUAGUUUUGACCGAUUUAUCCAGUUAUGGGAUACAGAAACCGGACAAGCCGUGCAUUCAUUCACAACACGUCGAGUUCCGUACUGUGUCAAGUUUUAUCCCGUCGACAACACGCAAUUUGUAGUUGGUGACUCGAAUCAUAUGGUCGUACAAUUCGAUACUCGAUCUGGUGAGAUCGUGCAAGAAUAUAAUCAUCACUUGCAAGCGGUUAAUAGUGUGACGUUUGUGGAUGACAACACAAGAUUUGUAAGUUCAUCAGAUGAUAAGAAGGUGCUUGUAUGGGAGUGGGGUAUUCCAGUUCCGAUCAAAUAUAUUUCCGAACCGAGUAUGCAUUCAAUGCCAGCCGUGACGUUGCAUCCAAGUGGGGCAUUUUUUGCUGGUCAAUCUCUAAAUAACCAGAUUGAUGUCUAUACUGCGCGAGACAAGUUUAAAUUGAAUCGGAAAAAGGUCUUUCGAGGUCAUCAAAAUGCUGGAUAUGCGUGUCAAAUCGGCUUUUCACCAAAUGGCCAGUAUAUCAUGUCAGGUGACGGUGAAGGCAAAUUGGUCUUUUGGGAUUGGAAAUCGACAAAACAGUUAAAAAAACUACGUGCACAUGAUCGAGGUCCAACUAUGGGAGCCAUUUGGCAUCCACUUGAGUCGAGCAAGGUCGUCACAUGCGGUUGGGACGGUCUUAUCAAAUAUUGGGAUUAG
Plasmopara halstedii is the source of this 1809-nucleotide messenger RNA. Its product is annotated as mRNA splicing factor. Gene Ontology annotation, molecular function: mRNA binding; protein binding. Gene Ontology annotation, biological process: mRNA splicing, via spliceosome. Lineage: Eukaryota; Oomycota; Peronosporomycetes; Peronosporales; Peronosporaceae. The record is from RefSeq and is a predicted model, not a curated record. The transcript has a single exon. The coding region runs from base 1 to 1809 and encodes 602 amino acids. Gene Ontology annotation, cellular component: catalytic step 2 spliceosome.